GAAGGCAGGCUUUUUUUUUUUUUGGAAGUUUUGCUUGGAAAGACAUGAGUCGAGCUUUAUGGAGAAAGGCAGGUAUCCAGCAAACCCCCCCGCAGGUUGUCGGCGUGUAGGCCACCGGGAUUCGGGAGCUCAUGACUUAAUGAACAUGAUGGAAAUGGCCGCGGAUGUGACACGAAGCUUUGAGGUGAGUGGGAGGUUUGGGGGCGACCAUGACUGCCAACAAGAGUUCCAAGUCUGCACCCCGUGCAGGCGAGAGUAAAGCGGCCCGUGACGUUCCUGACAGGUACCAGUUUACAUCCCCGCCUCCUGUUCUGUCUGCCAGCCAGGGGCGGUGCCAGAAGCCUCUACUGAGUGACAGUGAGAGCUCUGGGAAGCAGAGCAGGUACGUCAGGACUGACGGGAGGCUGUUGGGGAGGGCAGGUUGGAGCAGCAAGACAGCCAGCCUGUGCGGCAGCACCUCUCUAUCCGCUGACUUUGACUCCCACGGUCGGCUUGUCAAAUCCAAGAGCAUCAGCUGCCUGGACAACAAGCUCUCCAUCUACAAGCCCUUAGCCUCAGCUCAGGUGUGCCAGGAAGUCCAGGGAACCCAGGAACAGAGGGGGAAGACCCAGCAACAAGGAGGCGAUCUCCCUGGGGGAGAUGGACUUAAUGGUAGGCCCCUGAGUUGGAGCACACUCUCACUGGGACCUGCCUCAAACCAAGGCCACAACGGCACCCUCUCUCUUACCCGUCCAGUAACCGGUAUUUCUUCGACUGCCAUCCGUAAGAAGAUCUCAGAAUGGGAGUGCAGGCGGGUAUCUCUGCCUAGGAUGAGCUUGUGUCUGGAAAAAAGGCCAGGAGGAGAGCGUGUAGGGGGUAGAGAGGGAUGCCCCAGCUUGCUGUCUUCACCCUGCAGUGAGAAAACUUUUGACUUCAAGGGGGUCCGCAGGAUGAGCACAGCAUUCUCAGAGUGCUCUUACACAGAGACGGAGGAAGAAGAGGCUGCUUCAGACAAGGAGGGCCUCGGCCGCUUCCAGAAAAGACUAGUUAAGACAGAGUCCGCGGGGCCAUUCCUGCGCUCCCUGUCUGCUCGAAAGGACACCUCAGCGGUCCUCAACAGGAUACAAAAGAUCGAGCAAGCCCUGAAGGAGAAUCCAAAUCCAGCUCCUCCCGUGUACCUGAAUAACUGCUAUGCUCCAGACAAGACAAGGCAGAGGGCUUUUGUGAUAGGCGGGACUGAAGACUUGGAUAGUACGUGCAACAGUAAACGCAGCAGUGUUUGCUCAGUAGCCACUGAACCAGACACACUUCAGGUGUCCGAUAGACUCUCUAAACUUAGACGGCGGUUCAGUGUGAGCUCAGCCAGGUCUGAGAGUCCAGAGCCAGCUAGCCCACAGACCACUGGGGGAGCGCCGAUCAACCCCUUACCUAAACCCAAACGCACGUUUGAGUAUGACGCUAACCGAAACCAGAAGGGAGUUUCGCCAAAUAAUGGACUACCUCCAAACAGUGCCUCGGAGUCCCCGCCACCCCUGCCCUCUACACCUGCCCCAGGCAUGAAACGGACACCUAAGAGUGAGGGGAACUCCCCUAAGAGACCACAGGAAAGGGAGUCGUGUGAGUCUGAGGACGCUGCAAGCCUUCCUUCCUCCUACCUAUCCUCACCAGUCGAGAACGGCACCCUAGCAGCAGACACCCGCAGUCGGCCCACUUCCAAAAGCACCUUAGAGGAAAAUGCCUAUGAGGACAUAGUAGAGAAGGAGAACCCGUAUGAGGAUGUUGACCUGAAGCGGAGGAGUUUACUUCGGAAGUCUUGUCUUGUACCAGAGAACAAAAGAUCCAUGGACAGGAAGCUGAACUCACCACCUCAGCUGCCCUCCAAACCCAGUAGCCAGUCCCUGUGUCUCCCUGGUCCCAGUGACAGGAAGAGCCACCGCUCAUCACAGCUGUCCAAGCGUCACAGCCAUGAUGACAUGCUGCUGCUACCUCGGCUCACUGCCUCGUCCUCCCAGUGUGGGCUGCCGGAUCACAGCCUCUGUACCACCACCGACUCCCUGGCCUCCCAUAGACACUGGAGGAUUCCCAAGAUGGUCCAGAGAAUCAACACUAUUUACUGCACUAAAAGGGGGAAAAAGAGGCUAAAGAAGCUGUCCAUGUCCAACAUAGAGACUACAUCUCUGAGAGAUGACAACAGCGAGAGUGAGAGCGACUCAGAUGACAGGUUCAAAGCCCACACCCAGCGACUGCUGAAACUGCAGUCCAUCCUGCGACGGGCCCCGAGCUACCGCACGCUGGAGCUGCAGCUCAUUGAGUGGCAGGAGAGAGAGCUGUUUGAGUACUUUGUGGUGGUCUCCUUGAAGAAGAAGCCUAGCAAAAACUCCUACUCCCCGGAAGUCACUUAUCAGUUCCCCAAGCUAGAGCGGCCCACCAAGCAGAUGAGGGAGGCAGAGCAGAGGCUCAAAGCCAUCCCUCAAUUCUGUUUCCCAGAUGCGAAGGACUGGAACCCUGUGUCCGAAUACAGCAGUGAGACCUUCUCGUUCAUGUUGACUGGAGAGGAUGGCAGCAGGAGAUUCGGGUACUGCAGACGCCUGCUGCCGAGUGGGAAAGGGCCUCGCCUUCCAGAGGUUUACUGCAUCAUCAGCCGGCUAGGCUGCUUUGACUUGUUCUCCAAGAUUCUGGACGAGGUGGAGAGGCGAAGAGGGAUCUCUGCAGCCCUGGUCUACCCCUUCAUGAGGAGCUUGAUGGAAUCGCCCUUCCCUGCACCAGGGAAGACGAUCAAAGUGAAGACCUUCCUGCCCGGAGCAGGAAAUGAGGUCAUAGAGCUGAGGCGGCCCAUGGACUCCAGACUGGAGCACGUGGACUUUGAAAGUCUGUUCGGGUGUCUGGGUGUUCGGCAGGUGAUCCGGGUGUUCGCCUCUCUGCUGCUGGAGCGCCGGGUCAUCUUUGUGGCUGACAAACUGAGCACCCUGUCCAGCUGUAUCCAUGCUGUCGUGGCCCUGCUCUACCCCUUCUCCUGGCAGCACACCUUCAUCCCUGUCCUGCCGGCGUCCAUGGUGGACAUCGUCUGCUGCCCCACGCCCUUCCUAGUCGGGCUGCUCUCCAGCUCACUGCCCAAACUCAAGGAGUUGCCGGUGGAGGAGGCUUUGAUGGUUGACCUGGGAGCUGACCGCUUCAUUCGUCAGAUGGACGACGAAGCCUCGCUGCUGCCGCGCAAGCUGCAGUCGGCUCUGGAGCAGGCCCUGGAGCAGAGGAGUGACAUCAUCAAUCAGGACUCCGACAGCGAGUCAGACGAAGAGAGUAACACGUUGAACAGCCUGGUGUCAGAAGCCUUCAUCCGCUUCUUCUUAGAGACCAUCGGGCAUUACUCCCUGUUCCUCACCCAGAAUGAGCGUGGAGAACGUGCAUUCCAGCGGGAGGCCUUCCGCAAAUCAGUGGCCUCGAAGAGCAUCCGCCGUUUCCUGGGUGUCUUCAUGGAAUCCCAGAUGUUCGCAGGAUUCAUUCAAGAUCGUGAGCUACGAAAAUGCAGAGCCAAAGGUCUGUUUGAGCAGAGAGUGGAGCAGUAUCUAGAGGAGCUGCCAGACACAGAGCAGAGCGGAGUCAAUAAGUUUCUGAAAGGCUUGGGGAGUAAAAUGAAGUUUCUUCACAAAAAGAAUUGAUGGUAAUCUGCCAUCAUGUCAAAUGUGGUCGGACAGUUUGCGACAAACUGAAGAACUGAUGUCCCGAGAGAGUUGUGGUGAUUCUGACUGACUCAUCUGUCCAAGGAUUCGGUGGAAAUGUGUACAUAGGUCAUUCGUAAACUGGCUGUGAUACUCUUAAAUAUAGAAUUAUUUCUAAGUGUUUGGUACCUUACAAGGCUAAUGAUAUUAGGAUGGUACAGAGUGAGUGAGUUUUCCAGGUAACCACUGAUGUCCACGUAUGCUUGUGAAGGAGAGAUGCCGGUGUGUGAGUAAAUGUGUUACCACGCGGGCAUAGAUGUACAGCAGAUGCAUGUUGGUUCGUGUAUCAUUUCACGUCAGUAUUGUCCGCUGUAAACCUUACUCGUCUCUGGCAUGAUUUGUACAUGCAUUAAUGCAGAAUGAAGAAAACUGUAAGUGUAAAAAUGUUUAGUCUUUUAUAAAAAAUAAAGGAAAAAAAACAUUGGUAAAUAAAGACACAGUACUUCAAAUGCCUACAUACAUUCAUUCU
This is a messenger RNA of Lampris incognitus (smalleye Pacific opah), 4164 nucleotides long. It is a transcript of the gene dennd2b, whose product is annotated as DENN domain containing 2B. Gene Ontology annotation, biological process: positive regulation of ERK1 and ERK2 cascade. The record is from RefSeq and is a predicted model, not a curated record. The coding region runs from base 210 to 3635 and encodes 1141 amino acids. NCBI's taxonomy places the organism in Eukaryota, Metazoa, Chordata, Actinopteri, Lampriformes, Lampridae. The transcript has 20 exons.